Messenger RNA from Lobosporangium transversale, 1909 nucleotides. RefSeq lists its product as hypothetical. The record is from RefSeq and is a predicted model, not a curated record. The coding region runs from base 10 to 1848 and encodes 612 amino acids. Gene Ontology annotation, molecular function: protein binding. The transcript has a single exon. Lineage: Eukaryota; Fungi; Mortierellomycota; Mortierellomycetes; Mortierellales; Mortierellaceae.
UGAAGCGCCAUGUCCGCCACCGAUCUUGCACGGUACCUCGAGUGCCAUGGUCUAGGGCUUGUCAGCGACAAGCAAAAGUAUCGUAAAGUAGUGGCCUUGCAGAGACUCACCAAAGGUUCAGUUGUGAUCACAUCGCGUCCAUUAUGCAACCCGAUUAUUUUUCCAACUCAUCGCCCCCAACACUGUGAGACCUGCUUUCAAACAAGGAACAGUCAAAGGAAGGUUUUAAAGAAGGCCUCAGAGUUGGGGCAGCAACAAACAGUUGAAUUGGAAAGGUGUUCUGUUUGUAAGAAACGGUACUAUUGUGAUCGAGAUUGCUUCACAAUUGCGUGGAAGGGCUGGCAUCGUUGGAUCUGUACGGACAAGGAUAUGGAGGAUUUAGAUUACGAAAUGUUGAAGAUGAUAGCCAUAUCGAUCGAGCGGCUUAGGAAUGGGGCCUACAAGGAAUCGGAGGAUGCGCACAUUUUCUCAGCUGCAUAUGAGGCAACAGCUCCCGAUGGUAUAAAAACCAAGACUACCACUGCCAUUAAGGCUGAAACAAGGCUUGACUCUGAUUCUGGAUCGGAAACCGGAACAGAAACUGAAAUAAGAGGACUAGGAUCAAGCCCACCAUCAACUUGGGAAGCUGCGGACAAGAAAGAAGAGCCUUUGGGACUGACAGCUUAUGUGUUUUCAACAUUGCUCGGCCAUGAAAGCAUAUCAGACCCAAGUCUUAUAAGCAAGUAUCGGCAGAUUGCUACAAGGGUCCGCCAACAACUAUUGGGAUCCAAGUUUGUGUUCAAGAGUGAGAUUAGUGGAGGCGAGCCACCAUCAGUGACGGAGCUAAUGCAGUAUCUAUGCCGAUUUCAUUGUAACAACUUUUCAGUUCAUGAUGCACAACUUUUCACGAUGGCAGAAGGAACUUUCCCAGUGGGCGCUUUGUUCAAUCAUUCGUGUCGACCGAACGCGACUGUAAUGUAUGAGGGUAAACUGCAGGUGGUGAGGGCUCUUGAAGAUAUUGAGACAGGUCAAGAGAUUUGUACAUCCUAUGUUGAUAAUGGAGUCCAGCGUUUAGAACGGAGACAAUUGUUACGGGAAAAGUACUUUUUCGAGUGUCGUUGUCCGCGGUGUGGGAAUGAUCAAAGUUGUGAAAAGUCCGAUGGAUUGUCGGAUCAAGAUCAAGGAGAUAGCGAUGAUGUUUCAAAGGUCAAACAAUCAGGCUUCCGGAUCCUGGAUGAUUUAAUCGAGGGGAACGACGAUGGGCCAGAGCGAGGGAAGAAUAAAGUAAGUGGAGAGUGGCUUACAGAGCAGUUUAAACCCAUCGUCUUACCCGGAGCACGAUUUCUACAAGUCCCGGCCCCAACUCUUCAACCUCCAUCGAUCUUCACGCGAGCAACGUUUACAAGUUAUGUCCUUCACUCUCUGGUACCCCUGAUCCAGACAGGGGUCUCGGAACGGGAGUACACAUCCAAGCUUUUUGAGGUUUAUCAAACGCUUCAGACCACACAGCACAGUCAUCCGAAGCCAUUUACGACAACUGUGAUGACGAACGCAACGUCAUUCUUUAAUACCUGUCUCGAACAUCAGUCCUGGACCUUGGCAUCUAAGAUUGGAGCAUUCAUCUUGGCGCUCUAUUUGAUGAUCUAUCCAAGACAUCAUCCCUUGGUGGGCUUACACUGUUUCACACUUGCCAAAAGUCUGUGGAAUGACAUAGAGGGUGGAUUGACUUCUGUGCGACUCUCGCAUGAGAUACUGAGGUUGUCUUUAAAUAUUCUUAAAGUUUCGCAUGGUAACAAAGGAGAUAAUGGAUCCUUGGUGCAAGAAGUGAUCGAUUUUAUGAAGACUGUGGAUUUAGAACUCGGGUCCUGAAAAAUAUGCAUCUCUCUUUUUUUUCCCCCUUUUUUUUCAAGGUCUCAAUAAACGCCAUGAG